GUCUUGCGUUUAACCACACACUCGCUGGCACCCAAAUCAUUAUCGAAUGAGUUUGAACUCUGGUAUACUCUUCCCUGUCUGUUGUAAACUGUAUGGUAAUAAAACCUGUUUCCUCUCUCUCUCACUUUGCUCUUUCAUGAAGAAAAAUUGAUCCUUUCGCGUUCAUAUUACGUGCGUCAUAAGAUUUCUUGAAGAAAAAUGCUCAAGCAUUGAAAGAAAAUUACAAUGAAAUCUUGGUUACCAGCAUAGGAUCUGAGCUGGAGUUCUUGAUUCUGGUGGUGGUUUUGGAAUCUGGGAUUAAAUAUUGUGGCUAAAUUUUGUCAAAGUUUGGUGUUGUUUGAAGAAAUUCAGCAUAUAGAUAUAGUUACUGGUUUCCUUGUUAUCGGUUCGCCAGAAUGUCAAGCUAUAUUGGAGUUCUUGUCUCGGAUCAGUGGCUUCAAAGCCAGUUCACGCAAGUUGAGCUUCGCAGCCUCAAGUCUAAAUUUAUAUCAAUAAAAAAUCAAAAUGGGAAAGUUACCGUGAGAGAUUUGCCACCUUUGAUGGUGAAAUUGAAGGCUUUUAGUACCAUAUUCACAGAGGAGGACAUUAAGGGAAUCUUAGCAGAGUCAUAUUCUGAUGCAAGCAGUGAGAUCGAUUUUGAAACUUUUCUCGGGGCAUAUCUGAAUUUGCAAGGUCAACCUUCCACAAAAUUGGGCAAUGCGAAGAACUCUUCAUCAUUUCUUAAGGCUACCACGACCACACUUCUUCACACAAUUAGUGAAUCCGAGAAAGCAUGUUAUGUUGCUCACAUAAAUAGCUAUCUUGGAGAUGAUCCUUUUCUGAAGCAGUUUCUUCCCUUAGACCCAGCUACAAAUGGCUUAUUUGAGCUUGCAAAAGAUGGAGUUCUUCUAUGUAAGCUAAUCAAUGUUGCUGUGCCCGGAACAAUAGAUGAACGAGCCAUCAACACAAAACGGGUACUUAACCCAUGGGAGAGGAAUGAAAAUCACACUCUGUGCCUCAACUCUGCAAAGGCUAUUGGCUGUACAGUGGUUAACAUUGGUACACAGGAUCUGGUUGAAGGAAGGCCUCAUCUGGUAGUCGGAUUGAUUUCCCAAAUUAUAAAGAUCCAACUGUUAGCAGAUCUCAACCUUAAGAAGACACCUCAACUUGUGGAAUUGGUGGAAGACAGCAGUGACGUUGAGGAGCUUAUUGGAUUAGCCCCUGAGAAAAUCUUACUAAAAUGGAUGAAUUUCCAUCUGAAAAAGGCUGGAUACAAGAAGCCUGUCACUAAUUUUUCUUCUGAUUUGAAGGAUGGUGAGGCUUAUGCUUACCUGCUUAAUGUUCUUGCACCAGAACACUGUAGUCCAGCCACAUUAGAUACAAAAGAUGCCAGUGAAAGAGCUAAACUGGUACUUGAGCAUGCUGAGAAAAUGGACUGCAAACGAUAUUUAACCCCAAAAGACAUAGUUGAGGGAUCAGCAAACUUGAAUCUUGCAUUCGUGGCACAAAUAUUUCAACAAAGGAGUGGCUUGUCUAUGGACAGCAAAAAGGUUUCAUUUGCGGAGAUGAUGACAGAUGAUGUGCUAACAUCUAGAGAAGAGAGAUGCUUUCGACUAUGGAUUAACAGUCUUGGAAUUGCUACAUACUGUAAUAAUGUGUUUGAGGAUGUCAGGACUGGAUGGAUUCUUCUAGAAGUGUUGGAUAAAGUUUUCCCCGGAUCAGUUAACUGGAAGCACGCAACAAAGCCUCCAAUUAAGAUGCCAUUUAGAAAAGUAGAGAAUUGCAAUCAAGUUGUACGGAUCGGAAAGCAAUUGAAAUUUUCCCUAGUGAAUGUAGCUGGAAAUGAUAUCGUUCAAGGAAAUAAGAAGCUCAUACUUGCCUUCCUAUGGCAGUUGAUGAGAUAUACUAUGCUUCAACUGUUGAAAAACUUGCGAUCCUGCUCCCAAGGGAAGGAGAUCACCGAUGCAGAUAUCCUUAACUGGGCAAACAACAGAGUCAAAAGUACAGGCAGAACUUCUCAAAUGGAGAGCUGCAAGGAUAAAAGUCUGUCGAGUGGAUUAUUCUUCCUCGAGCUUCUAAGCUCCGUGGCGCCAAGAGUGGUCAACUGGAAUCUUGUCACCAAGGGUGAAAGUGACGAGGAAAAGAGGUUGAAUGCUACAUACAUAAUCAGUGUGGCUCGAAAACUGGGCUGUUCGAUUUUCUUGUUGCCUGAGGACAUCAUGGAGGUAAACCAGAAGAUGAUCCUCACAUUAACUGCCAGCAUUAUGUACUGGAGCCUUCAACAACAGGCGGAAGAGGCAGAAUCGUCAUCCUUCUCCUCACCUGCACCGUUGCCAACCACAGCUAACAGCCACAGUUUGGCUUCUUCUGAGGCAUCCCCAGCUAAUGGCCACAAUAUGGCUCCACCGGAAGCAUCCCCAGCACCAUAUAUCAGCAGUGAAGACGAAAACCCUCAUCACCGGGUGCUGAAUUUUCAAACUUGAUCAUCAUCAAUGCCGCUUCCUCUCUGGGUGCUGAAGUUUCAAACCUGACUGACGAUAAUGAGGAUGCGCCUAUCGGAUAAUGAACAGAGAAUACUUCCAGGCAGAAGGACUAGAUAGAAAUGAUAAGAAAAAAAUGAACAAAUUUACGGUUAGGUAAAACAUGUAUCUCUUUUACCCUAUCUGGAAAUUACAGGGGAAAGAAUUUUGUGAAAUUUGGUAUGCUUUAAGAAAGAAAGUGAUGCUGCCAAUAUUUCUUUUACGGUAGAAUAUUUUGGAUGUAUUCUUUGACAAUAAUAGCAUUUGAUAAAGCUGCCAUUGGUGAAUCAGAAUCAACAAAAUAUUUGAUUUAUACA
Messenger RNA from Mangifera indica (mango), 2815 nucleotides. RefSeq names its product fimbrin-1-like. Gene Ontology annotation, biological process: actin filament bundle assembly; actin filament network formation. The record is from RefSeq and is a predicted model, not a curated record. Gene Ontology annotation, cellular component: actin filament; actin filament bundle; cytoplasm. Gene Ontology annotation, molecular function: actin filament binding. The transcript is spliced from 15 exons. The coding region runs from base 396 to 2462 and encodes 688 amino acids. Lineage: Eukaryota; Viridiplantae; Streptophyta; Magnoliopsida; Sapindales; Anacardiaceae.